AUGGUCAUUCCUGUAAUUGAUUUGGAACUUCUACUAGAGCUGACGGCAUAUCCUAAAGGCUAUUCGGUGAGGCUACAGUUGCUUCGACUUGCUGUCACUACCGGAGUUCUGGCUAUUACCAUCAUUGGAACAUUCAUCCUGCUGUCAUUUUAUAUUCGCUCCACACAGUGUUCCUGUUCGAACAACGAUGCUUUAAGAAGAAUAGAUCCGGAACCUCUGGUUGCAGAAUCAGAACCUGAUAUACGACUUCACAUCGGAGAAGAUCUUAAGAGUCACAAGAAUAAAAGCCAUUUGGACUGUCUCGUAGAAAAGAAGGAGCAAGUACUAGAUGCUAUUCCUUCACAGGGUGAUGGCAUGAAAGUGCAAGUAAAAGGACAGCAAACUAUCAUUUCUUGCAUCACAGGAAAAGGAAAGCGUGCUCGUCGCUCUGCUCCAUGCGAAUGUCGCUGUGCCUGCCGCUGAAGAAUUACAACCACAAAGUAUUUUAAAAUAUCCAGAUACUUUACUGUAUUUCCUUAAUAUUUUAAAUAUGAAAACAAUUCAGCAAAGAUAUUUUGAAAUGUUAAAUAAAGCAAGACAUAAUAAACUUGUCAUGUUAUCAAUACAGCAAUCAAUUUAAAUACUUCAAAUGUAAAGAAGCUACUAAAACAUCCAUACUCCAGUUAUAAAUUAUAAAUUUGAUAUUUUUACUGAUUUGAAAUAUGACAGCCAUGAUACGAUGUUUUUAUCUUUUGUGAAUGUCUUAAAUACAUAUGCAAAUAACUAUGUAUCAAUGAAAAUAAAUAAUGUUAUUGGCCUUUGCAAAGACAUUGUUAAUGACU
Molecule: messenger RNA, 821 nt
Organism: Stegodyphus dumicola
Lineage: Eukaryota; Metazoa; Arthropoda; Arachnida; Araneae; Eresidae
Source: RefSeq, a predicted model, not a curated record